Oppiella nova is the source of this 444-nucleotide messenger RNA. Lineage: Eukaryota; Metazoa; Arthropoda; Arachnida; Sarcoptiformes; Oppiidae. The record is from the annotation of a GenBank genome assembly.
CUCGAAAUCAAUGUCUACGCCCUCUUUGACGUCAUCCGACUCUCGGCGCCAAUCAUCGCGCAGAACGCUCUCCGACCGGACGGCACGCGCGGACUCGUCGUCAACACGACGUCCAUUCUGGCGACAGACGGUCACGAGGGACAGACGGGAUUCGCGGCCACGCAGGCGGCUAUCGCUUCGAUGACGCUUCCGCUGGCGCGCGACUUGUCCUCCGAAGCGAUUCGCGUCAACUCAAUAGCCGUCGGCUUCUUCGCCACUCCUCUCGUGCUGCGCUCCGACUCUCCGGAACUCUUGGACUUCAUCCGAAUGACGACUCCGUGUCCGUCGCGUUUAGGAGAUCCCGAAGAGUUCGCCGCUUUGGUCGACGCCCUCAUCGCCAACCCUAUGAUCAACGGCGAGACGAUUCGCAUCGACGGCGCCAAUCGAUGGCCAGAACGCGGAUGA